AUAUAACCUCCAUGUCUCAUAGAGUGGAAGACGUACAAUUUCGUCAAAACUUAUAGCUUUUGAGAUAAUUUAAGUGCAUUUAUCUCUGCAUCUAAGAUCAAUCAUACUACGUUUAACUUUUAAAGAAAUGAGGCAACCGGGAAGGUACUCGGGAUUCAUGAUGCAUGGAGGCAUAUCUGGGAGGACUGGGCCCCACUCAUUACCCUUGGCGAGGAUCAAGAAGAUCAUGAAGAAGUCCGGGGAAGACGUGAAGAUGAUAUCUGGCGAGGCUCCAAUUGUGUUCUCAAAGGCAUGUGAGCUGUUCAUAGAGGAACUCACGCGGAGGUCUUGGAUGACAACCCUGGAAGGGAAGAGAAGGACACUGCACAAAGACGACGUUGCCUCGGCCGUCGUAGGCACCGAUAUCUUUGAUUUUCUUGUGAGUUUGGUUUCGGAUUCUUGCCAUUCUGAAGACAUCACGCCGGAGGAAAAGGAGGCAUUGGGGGGAUCAUAGUUCAUCUUUCUCUCAAAAUC
Prunus dulcis (almond) is the source of this 513-nucleotide messenger RNA. Its product is annotated as nuclear transcription factor Y subunit C-3-like. Lineage: Eukaryota; Viridiplantae; Streptophyta; Magnoliopsida; Rosales; Rosaceae. Gene Ontology annotation, cellular component: nucleus. Bases 128 to 493 code for a protein of 121 amino acids. The transcript has a single exon. Gene Ontology annotation, biological process: regulation of DNA-templated transcription. Gene Ontology annotation, molecular function: DNA-binding transcription activator activity, RNA polymerase II-specific; protein heterodimerization activity. The record is from RefSeq and is a predicted model, not a curated record.